Molecule: messenger RNA, 2288 nt
Organism: Arachis stenosperma
Lineage: Eukaryota; Viridiplantae; Streptophyta; Magnoliopsida; Fabales; Fabaceae
Exons: 3
Coding region: 80-955 (291 amino acids)
Molecular function (GO): protein binding
Source: RefSeq, a predicted model, not a curated record
UUGAUCUUGAGAUGGAAGUCAUGUAACUGCCAAAUGGCCUCUUAGAGAUGGUCUAUUGGUCGAUUGUCCAUUACCAUUUAUGCAAGGAGUUUGUUCUGUCGGUCACAGCUUCUUCUUUGCUGGUGGUAGUGACCUGAAUAUUUUUGACCCAGAAUUGUGUUUGAAUUGGGAUGAUCAUUACCCCUCAAGGAUGUGGUGCCUCAAGUAUGAGGGUUCUAAUUGGAAUUGGAAGUUCUGUGGAAGCAUGUUCUGCCGCAGAUAUAGACCCUUAGUAGUCCCCUAUGAUGGCAAAUUGUACAUCUUUGGGGGUACUGGAACUGCAAAUUGCUGGGUUGAUAUUUACAGCCUAAAAUCAGGUCUAUGGGAAACAAGGGAAGUGCCCGAAAGUGCUCUCUUGUCAUAUUGCAUGAACCCUGACUCUUACUUUCUGUGGGAGGACAGCACCAAGCCUCACAAGAAGACCCACAUUGUAUUGUAUUCUUCUGGUGAUGAACAUCAAGGGCUCAUGUCAUAUGACGUCAAGGCUAACAAUUGGGAAUACCUUGAUUGGAAUUUUCCGCAAGUUCCUGGAUCUUGUCCAAUGAAACUUGUUCGUUUGGGAUGCAGUCAUUAUCUUCUGAUUGUUGACUUCGCUCCAGUGUGGCAUAUUUAUGAUUUAUCUAAGAUGAAUGAUGUGGCAACGGUGGGGGUGCAUGGCUUGGACAAGACCGCAGAAGUAACGCAUAUUUUUUGUUGCCACAACACUAGCGAUGAAAGUUUGAUUUAUAUGUUCAUGGAACCUGGAAAUGUUUUCGAGGGAGAGCCAUCUACUAACACUGUUUCUGGGGUUGUUUCUUAUGCCAGAGUCAAGCUCCAACUCAAAACUUUUUCUGCCAAGAUUGAAUCCAAGGGUAAUCUUAACUUUGGUGAUUAUGUAAAUCUUUAUAUGUUUGCUGUUGGAGAUGAAGACCAAUAAUUGUCUGCUCAUCUUCGCUUAUUGGUUUUACUGAUCUGUAUAUUUUUGCACUUGGUUCCAAUCUUGACCUCCAAACUAUCAAUGAUGAUGGGGAGUUAGAAAGCGUCCAAGAUUAAUUGUGUUAAAUUUGUUUAGUGACUAGACAUUGGUUUUUAUUUCUUUCUUUUUUAUCUUGUUUGACAUUGUAUGUUUCUUGUGUUUUUAGUUUAUGUUCAGACGUGAUCAUAGUUGUAUAAAUUUUAAAAAUUAAAUCUUGUUUGUUAGAUUCGAAUAGUUAUCGGGGUGGGGUUUUAUACUUCUUAAAGAAGGGCGGGUCAAGUGGGGGAAAACAUGGAUAUUUAUAGGGGUGGGGAUCCUUUUCCGUCAUCUAUUCCUGAUUAGGAAAAUGCCUCUUGUUCUCGUCCCAUCUCUGUAGAUAUUAAAUUUUUAAAAAUAUAAAAAUCACAAUUAUGAUAAAAUUCUAUACAAUUUAACUCAAUCGUAUCAAAUCAAACUUAAUUGGAACACAUUCAACUUUAAAUCUAAUUUAAUAUUAUUCAAUUAAAUCUUUUAACAUACAGAUUAAAAUAAAGGAAACAGAAAAGUUUUCAAUAAAAUAAUGAGUUAAUAAUCAAAAUCGUUUUGGAAAGAUACCUCAAUCUCUAUAUUCGUCUUUGAAAGAUAAAGUGAAUCAAAAUCGUUUUCGAAAAAUAACAAACAUAACUACGUUCGUCUUUCCGUCUUUUCUUUUGCCGAGGUGGUUAAUGUUGGGUGACAUAUUUCGUUAACUGUUUGCAUGACAUACUAUCAAAAUGACGCCAUUUAGGACUGAUUCAAAACAUUGCAAAGCAUUAUCCCCUCUGUUAACAACCAUUUCUCUCUAUUUCGUUCCAAAACAUAUCGUCUCCCUCAAGUUAUGCCCUAAGCCUUUGACCCAACAUUUAAACCAUGCCAUCAACCUUCGUCAGUGUUGGAAGACAAUUAAAACAGAAGAGGUAUCGGUACUGAAUACAGAGCUGAUCAUCUCCUGGAGCAACAUUGAUAGUGGAGGAAGCCAUUGCGACGAUUAGAGAUAAAGAUGAAACCUUUUUCUUGUUUUUUGAGUUAUUAUGUGGCUUGAUGUCUUCCUAGUGGCGUGACUCAUGUGUUCUUCUGAGUAUGGGUAGGGUUUGGGGUGAUUAACGAUUUGUAUGACUGUUCUUAUAUGAUAUGAGUGGAUCAGAAUAUUUUGCUUUUAUUGGCUUUGUGAUGAUUUUUUAGGUAGGGGUGUUUCAUUUUAGUGAUGGUUCUAUUCGUUUGUUGCGUGUUUGUUUUGGGUUUAGGGUAUGUUUUGGUAUGUUUUUCUAUGUUUGUU